Glarea lozoyensis ATCC 20868 is the source of this 2496-nucleotide messenger RNA. RefSeq lists its product as uncharacterized. The record is from RefSeq and is a predicted model, not a curated record. The coding region runs from base 1 to 2496 and encodes 831 amino acids. Gene Ontology annotation, molecular function: DNA-binding transcription factor activity. The transcript is spliced from 3 exons. Lineage: Eukaryota; Fungi; Ascomycota; Leotiomycetes; Helotiales; Helotiaceae.
AUGGAACCUUCAAGUAAAAAGCGCCGCCUUGCGCCCAAACUGGCAGAAAAGCCACUCCAGGAGCAGUCUCCCCAGAUGCGGUAUGAUUACAAGGCGAUGCCACCAGUGCAAGACGCAGCACCCCCGCCAGAGCGUACCGACUUCGAGUCCUUUGCGCGUCAUUUACAGGACGCAGCCAUGCUCAUAUAUGCUCAAGCCAAUCGAUCCCCAUACACAAGUGCCACGGUACUCCUACUCCGGUGGGAGGAUGAAAUGAGCGUUGAGCCAGACCUUUCGUCGUUAGAAAAAAUGUUCCGCGAGCGCUUCAAUUAUCGAACAGAGACAUGGAGUAUCCCGAGCUGUCCAAACCCCAGCGUGAAACUCACCAUGCAAAUGGCACAGCACAUUGAAUACGCUCGACCGGACCACCUCCUAAUUGUAUACUAUGCUGGACAUAGCUUUAUAGGUUCUGAUCACAACCUUUAUUGGGCUUGUAAUUCUCGCGAGGAUUCGGCCAGACUGAAGUGGGAGGGUGUGAGAUGUCUACUGGAAGACGCACAGUCUGAUAUACUGCUACUUCUGGACACUUGUGCGGUAGCGGAUGCACCCACUGCUGGCAACCAUGGCGUCAAGCAAGUAAUCGCAGCGUAUACUCCUGAUCAAGCGGCACGUGAACCAGGUUCUCAGUCUUUCACAUACAAUCUAAUAGAAGGCUUAAACAAACUUGGAAGCGGUCGGCCGUUUAGCAUCCAGCGUCUGCAUGAGGAGAUAAUCUCCCAAAAACACAACAUGCUCCUCAUGCAACAGCCACUGCUGCCGAACGGAACGAGCAAGCCUUCGUCGCCUCACGAUCGAAUGCCAGUCUGCUUCUCGUUAACACCUGGUACUCUACAAAGCAUUACCCUUUCUCCUAUAGGCAUGCAGCAAGGCAUGCAACAGGGCGGUGGCUCGGGCAUAUCCCCAAUCGGCUCUCCGGACAAUGAAGCUCAAAUAUUGCAGAAUAAUCUUAGUAGCCAACAUGGAAUCAAGGUCAAUUCGAACUCGGAUCUUACGUUCGAGGAAAUGCGGGCUUUGGUAUGUACAACAUUUCUCGGAGAGCCCAGCCAGGACAUGGCAUCUUUUAAGCAAUGGCUACAUAAUACCCCUCUUGCUGCUUCGAAGAUUGCUGUGGAAGGCAUGUUUCACGGGCCCCCGACAGUACUGCUUGUUUCCAUGCCUAUCGCAGUAUGGAAUGUGGUCGCUGCUGAUCGAACUUGCGCUUUUCUUGGUUAUGUGAAUUCUCAUAACAUGUCAACGGAAUACCAGCAUUUAGUGGGCGGGAUAGGGGGAAUUUCACCGAUUGGAAAGGCGGCAACAUUCAAAGAGCUUGAAGAUGGAAAAAUACUUCUAGAAGCGCGUGAGGCAGCUUCUUCCACACCAGUCAUGCUUCGCCAUGAACAAUCAAGAACAUUGGCUACUCCGAGCACGGCCUCCCAGGUUGUCUACCCAGAAUCGGGGUCUGGGACACUUCCCGAAGGAAAAGAUGAGGUUGAGGACUCGGUUGAAAUGCACGAAGCUGCUGAGCAGCUUAAAGCACUGAGUCAUGUUCGCCAUGUUAGUCACGAUAACCUUGCCAACGAAAGGAAUCAUUCUCACAUGCCGUUAGAGGAAUCGCCCGGAAUGAGAUCUGCUCGCGACGAGUCAGUAUCGUCUCAGGACCAUGGAGAGUCGGGCCCCGAAGACCAGAUGUACAGUUCUGAAUACAAUUCUCCCGCGUCACGACCCAAGCCUCGGCGAUCUGUCCAGAAACAAGGGCCUAAGCAAGACACCAGAUGCUCCCUUUGCAGUCACGCUCCAUUUAAAGACUCUUCAUCGCUUAGGAAACAUAUCGCCGCCGCUCAUACUCGACCUUUCCCUUGCGCCUUUUCAUUCGCAGGUUGUACGAGUACAUUCGGCUCUAAAAACGAGUGGAAGCGACACAUUGCCUCGCAGCAUCUUUGUUUGACAUACUACCGGUGCUCUUCGUGCCCUCAAAGUACUGUGGAAGGGAAGGGCAACGAGUUCAACCGGAAAGAUCUUUUCACUCAGCACCUUCGCCGCAUGCAUGCGCCGUUUGCCAUCAAAAAAGCAAUUGCGAAAGGCGACAGCAAGUUGCAAGUUGAGUGGGAAACACAUGUAAAGGACAUGCAGGCGUCCUGCCUAGUCAUUCGUCGUCAACCACCGCAGCGUUCCGCUUGUCCAAAGCCUGAUUGCGCGAAUCUAUUUGAGGGUGCUGGCAGUUGGGAUGACUGGACAGAGCAUGUCGGCCGCCACAUGGAAAAGGGCGAGGCUGGCCGCCUAGGUGUCGACAAGCUGCUUGCGCGAUGGGCGUACGAGAACGGUAUUAUUGAGAGGAGAGACGAUCAUACAUAUCGGCUCGUUGGCGCAGAACGGGAAGGCAAUGCUGGGGGCUAUUACUCCGAUGGGAAUGGAGUGGAAAAGAAAGAACCGGACGAAAGGGGAGAGAUCGAGAGCAUGAAUCUUGAUGCAGGGCUGUGA